AGAUGGCUGCGCCCUUGCAGAAGUGCUGAAGAAGUGCCUCUCCGGAGCAAUUCUCGGGAUUGUGUGAGAUUUCCACGAAAACCGGCGCACCAAAUAAGCUAGCAGGGUCGCUGGUUUGUAGAAGAAGUUCAUACGACCCCAGUCAUCGGUAAUUGUGGUCGGUGCUUCGUGUGGCUGUGGCAGACUGUCCGUGUGAAGAUGGGCCUCGUCUCCAGCCCCUUCCCAUAGCGAAGAGCCGUGGGGAGAGGAGCCGCAGAUUCCCAUGCAAACACGCACCCGUCCAACUUGGAUUUGACGGGUUUGACAUACUAUACAGGCUUUGGACGCUGCCCUACAAUUUUCUGACCAGGAUUGUUUGUGCGACUGUAUCUGUCAUCGUCCGGAGACGGAGAGGUUCAUCAGCCAGGGUUGAUAAUCCCACCGCACCAAGAGCCCUGAUGAAAAUGGACUCAGAUCUGCUUCAUUCACCGGCCGUGGGCCUCGCAGAGGAAGAGGAGGCUGACAUGAAUGACUGGAAACUUCCCCUGGCCUUCAUGAAGAAAAGGCACUCAGAAAAGAUUGAGGGCUCCAAGGCCUUGGCACAGAGCUGGAGGAUGAAGGACAGGAUGAAGACUGUGAGUGUAGCACUGGUGUUGUGUCUCAAUGUGGGAGUGGACCCCCCAGACGUGGUCAAAACCUCCCCCUGUGCCAGACUGGAGUGCUGGAUAGAUCCUCUGUCGAUGAGCCCUCAGAAAGCCCUGGAGACCAUCGGAGCCAACUUGCAGAAGCAAUAUGAAAACUGGCAACCAAGAGCACGUUACAAACAAAGUUUGGACCCCACGGUGGAUGAGGUGAAGAAGCUGUGCACAUCACUUAGACGUAAUGCCAAAGAGGAGCGGGUCCUCUUCCACUACAAUGGCCACGGUGUGCCACGGCCCACAGUCAAUGGAGAGAUCUGGGUCUUUAACAAGAAUUACACCCAGUACAUCCCGCUGUCUAUCUACGACCUGCAGACGUGGAUGGGGAGCCCAUCCAUCUUUGUCUACGACUGCUCAAAUGCAGGAAUCAUCGUCAAGUCGUUUAAACAGUUUGCCCUGCAGAGAGAGCAGGAGCUGGAGGUGGCAGCUAUCAACCCCAGCCACCCGCUUGCCCAGAUGCCUCUGCCUCCCUCCAUGAAGAACUGCAUCCAGCUGGCUGCCUGUGAGGCCAGCGAGCUGCUGCCCAUGAACCCUGACCUCCCAGCUGACCUGUUUACCUCCUGCCUCACUACGCCCAUCAAGAUCGCCCUCAGAUGGUUUUGUAUGCAGAAGAGUGCCAAGCUGGUGCCAGGGGUGACUUUAGACCUCAUUGAGAAGAUCCCUGGAAGGCUCAACGACAGACGCACCCCCCUCGGAGAGCUCAACUGGAUCUUCACAGCAAUCACAGACACCAUCGCCUGGAAUGUUCUGCCUAGAGAUCUGUUCCAGAAAUUAUUUCGGCAGGACCUGCUGGUCGCCAGCUUGUUCCGUAAUUUCCUCCUAGCAGAGAGGAUAAUGAGGUCGUACAACUGCACGCCGGUCAGCAGUCCCCGCCUGCCCCCUACAUAUAUGCACGCCAUGUGGCAAGCUUGGGACUUGGCCGUGGACAUCUGCCUCUCUCAGCUACCCACCAUCAUCGAGGAGGGCACAGCCUUUAGACACAGCCCUUUCUUUGCGGAGCAGCUGACAGCGUUUCAGGUGUGGUUGACGAUGGGCGUGGAGAACAGAAACCCUCCUGAGCAGCUCCCAAUCGUACUACAGGUCCUGCUCAGUCAGGUGCAUCGGCUACGCGCUCUAGACCUGCUCGGACGGUUUCUGGAUCUGGGUCCCUGGGCUGUCAGUCUGGCCCUGUCAGUAGGGAUCUUCCCCUAUGUGCUAAAGCUGCUCCAGAGUUCAGCCAGAGAGCUGCGACCACUGCUGGUCUUCAUCUGGGCUAAAAUCCUCGCCGUGGACAGUGAGCUGGUCGUAGCUCUGAGCCACUUGGUUGUGCAGUACGAGAGCAACUUCUGCACAGUUGCUCUCCAGUUUAUAGAGGAAGAAAAGAACUACUCAGUGCCGUCACCAGCCAACACUGCAGAGCCUGGCAACCUGACUCCAGUGAGGGACAGCCCGGCCAUCCCACGCCUGAGAUCAGUCAACUCCUACACCAACAUCCGAGCGGCCACCACUGCCCGCCUGAACAAGAGUCUGCAGAACCUAAACCUCAACGAAGAGGGUGGACCACCAGCCUUCUCUCCUGGUAACCUGAGCACCAGCAGCAGCGCCAGCAGCACCCUAGGGAGCCCAGACAACGACGAGUACAUCCUCUCCUUUGAGACCAUUGACAAAAUGAGACGGGUGUCAUCAUACUCUUCACUCAACUCCCUCAUAGGUGUGUCCUUCAACAGUGUGUACACUCAGAUCUGGAGAGUGCUUCUACAUCUCGCCGCAGACCCUUUCCCUGAAGUAUCAGAUCUGGCCAUGAAGGUCCUCAACAGCAUAGCAUACAAGGCAACGAUGAACGCUCGACCUCAGAGGAUCCUGGACUCUGGAUCUCUCACCCAGUCGGCCCCAGCCAGCCCCACCAGCAAGGGCACGCACAUCCACCAGGCUGGCGGCUCUCCUCCCAUGCCCAGUACCAGCAGCUCCAGUCUUACCAAUGAGGUGCCCAAACCCCCUGCCAGGGAGCAGCCAGCCACACGGCCUCCCUACACCCCCACACUCGGAGGACAGGCACCUCACUCGCACCAGUUUCCCCGCACUCGCAAAAUGUUUGACAAGGGACCUGAGCAGGCGGGUGAAGACGGAGACGAGCCGGGUGGUCACAGGAACUACAUUAGCGCUGCGUUGCAGACGGGUCUGUGUGAUUGGAGUGCCAAGUACUUUGCUCAGCCAGUCAUGAAGAUCCCAGAGGAGCAUGACCUGGAGAGUCAGGUGAGGAUGGAGCGGCAGUGGAGGUUUCUGAGGAACACUCGAGUGAGAAGGCAGAGCCGAUGCAUCACACAAAGAGGUGUUUCCCGUCUGGAUGAUCAAAUAUUCAUAAACCGCAACCCUGGAGUCCCGUCUGUUGUAAAAUUCCACCCUUUCAACACCUGCAUCGCUGUGGCUGACAAGGACAGCAUUUGCUUCUGGGAUUGGGAGAAAGGCGAAAGGCUGGACUACUUCUACAAUGGGAACCCUCGUUACACUCGCAUUACAGCCAUGGAAUACCUGAACGGGCAUGACUGUUCAUUACUACUCACUGCAACAGAUGACGGAGCGUUACGUAUCUGGAAGAACUUUGCUGACCAGAAGAACCCAGAGAUGGUGACAGCAUGGCAGGGGCUCUCCGACAUGCUGCCCACCACCAGAGGUGCAGGCAUGGUUGUUGACUGGGAGCAGGAGACCGGCCUCCUCAUGACGUCUGGAGACGUCCGGGUCAUCAGGAUCUGGGACACUGACAGGGAGAUGAAGGUCCAGGACAUCCCGACAGGAGCAGACAGCUGUGUGACUAGCCUGUCCUGUGAUUCCCAGCGCUCACUCAUCGUUGCUGGUCUGGGUGAUGGAUCUGUGCGGGUCUUUGACAGGAGGAUGGGCCCGAAUGAAUGUCGGGUGAUGACCUACAGAGAGCACGGAGCCUGGGUGGUCAAAGCUCACCUACAGAAGGAGACAGACGGCCAUAUUAUCAGUGUCAGUGUUAAUGGAGACGUUCGAUUCUUUGAACCUCGGACACCAGACUCCAUCAACGUGCUGCAGACAGUGAAGGGUCUCACGGCGCUGGACAUCCAUCCACAGGCCAACCUGUUCGCCUGUGGAUCGAUGAACCAGUUCAUAGCAGUCUACAACUCUAAUGGCGAUGUGAUCAGCAACAUAAAGUACUAUGACGGCUUCAUGGGACAAAGGAUCGGGGCUAUCAGCUGUUUAGCCUUCCAUCCUUACUGGCCCCACUUGGCGGUAGGCAGCAACGACUACUACAUGUCUAUCUAUUCGGCUGAGAAGAGGCUCAGAUAACACACCAGCAUUCAUCACCUCCUCCCCUCUCCAACCUCCCAAACAAAACCACCACAUAUGACUUCUGACCCUGAGCGGAGAGCCCAGGGGUGUAAAUGACGUUUUUAUUGUACAUAUGCAAUUACCACCCUGAAUGUUCUAGUGAUGGCUGCUGACAAACUCAUGCUAGGAACGAUGAAAUAUAUUAUUAUUAUUAUUAUCAUUGUUUAUUCAUAUUCUUAUUAUAAAGCUAAUGAUUGUAGACUUGGCUGUGCUGAGGAGUGUGUAUAUUUAAAUAGCAUAUACAGAGGAAUAGAGGUUUCUAUUUUAAAGUUGUGGUACCCACAAAUCACUGGGGCUCCUCCUCGCCGCCUAGUGCGCAUCCACUACCUGUACGAACUGUGACCCCAGCGAACCCAAAAGUGGACAGCACACACUGUUAAACACUUUCACUGGUGCAAGAAAUGUGGAUUCACCCUCUGCCGGACCACGGUGUGUUCGUGAAUUUAUUUUAAUGGUCAGGAAGAGGACUCGGAGUUCUGCAGCUUUGCAGCAUUAGGGUUCAUAAGGGCACGCUGAGAGAUGCUGGACUGUGCUCAUUCUGUGCUCGUUCUUAACUGACACAGCGACCAGGAAGAUGUGAACAGUGUUUGUUUGUGUGCGUGUGUUUUGAAAUGGAUUAUAGCACAGAAGGGCCCACAGUGGGCCCUCAUAGCCUUGGACUUGAUGCCCCAAAAAGAUGCCUGCUCCCAUGAUAGCACUCUUUCCUUCUUGCUUCCUGACCCCAGUGUGCCAAACAUAAUCAUACUUUCACCUCCUCUGUGGUGGCUCAGAUGUUAUUUUCUCUGUUUAUUUUUUUUUUAACUAAUGACCUGUAAAAAGGGAAACCCUCAACCCUGGGAUGAAAUACACCAAAAUAUCACCAUGAGAGGACGGAUAGACCUGUGAGAGCUACACACUGAGUCCUACAGAGCACCUGUGAUACCCGCCUUCCUGCUCUGCAAAGCAAUAAAAACCCUUCCUUUGUUUCAGUUGAACGCUCCUCCCAGAUGUUGCAGAUGGAAAAGAGAUCUGCAGUUUGACUGAGACAGCUGAAGACUGCUGUAUUUGCCCAGAACUUGACCUGCAGCACCAAGUGCCACACUAUAGCAAUACAAACACACUCCUCUCCAUCAUCGGUUGGGACUCUUCUGAGUUCCCUUUGAAGUUACCUAUGAGUGUGCUUCCCCUCUUUUUACUCACAAGGACAGGACAGUUAUCAUUUACCAUAAAGCUUUAAAUAAAAGCCCAUCCUAGAAAGCUCAGCCCAGCCCCUUUAAUUAGCUUAGUAACACUACAUGUUUUUACAAAUAAAGGCAGGUCUUGAUUAGAGGCCCCUCUGCAUUCAGUUUUGAAACAGUACAGAUCAGAAUUGGGAGAAAAGUAGUAAGACACAAAUUAAAGAUUAACUUUAUUCUGUUAAAGACAGAAUAAUGCACCAGCUUUGCUUUCUUACAAAGCCAGAUAAAAUUAGUCCUUUCUGAUUUAAGUUGUUUAUCAGUAUCCUCAUUUUCAAUGCAGCUUAAAACUCUUCUGUUGUAAAUUUACACUUCAUAGUCUUUCCCGUCUUGGCUGUCCAGAGGUUUUGUUUGAAAAUUAUCAAAGGCCUGUCUUAUAUUGAUGCCUGUCCCAAAUAUAGGAAGGUUAAUUUAAUAGACUGGAGUUAAUAAAAGCCUGGGCUAGUUUUAGAAGUCAAUGAUUAAUGUAUUUUCCUGUGAUUGUAUUAUCAGCUAAUCACAGUUAAAUCACAAGAUUUAAAACAAACCUACCACUAACUUAUAGAGUUGGUGCAAAAGUCCCAAAAUUUCUGUCUUGAUAAAAGCAAGAGCCUAUCUUUACACCAUGAGGUCAACUUUUCAAGGCACCCUCACAGCACACAGCACUGUAGUUGUAGAAAACGUUUAGGUUACAUGUAUCAUCACACUUACCACCAUUUUUUGAUGAAUUUUCCGCAUUUUCCUUUUUUUUUUUUUUUUUGUUGCCCCGUCUGAUUUUAUUGCCAGACUUGUUUUGAUUCUUUAGUAGGAAGUUUGCAGCAUACAGUUAGUGUCAUGUAAAUGAAAAGCUUGUGAACUGUGACUCCAGUACCUGAUUUUGCUUUCUAUGUUGAGUUUAGUGAGUCAUGCUUGGUGCUACAUGUGCAAAACUGGAAUAACUUUCAUUCUCUCCUGUCAGUACAUUCACAUGCAGUCAACAAAAGUCAAAUUGUCGCAUUUGUAAAACUAAAACUGGACUUUUAAAGGCAUCUAUGGAUGUUUGUCCAACAGCAAUUGUACUUAAUCAAAUUUAUUUAAGUCAGAGCACACCUAGAUAAUACGGUAGGACAUCGAUUUAUUCUUGUAUGUACAUGCCUCAGACAAACCCAAACUGGACUAGGCCUUCUGCUGCUGCUUUGACCUUGAAGUCCAUCAGCAUAAAGCUGAGCCUAGCACAAGUCACAGUCAACUGUCUUUAGAUUUCACCAUAAGCUACGGGGACAACUAACAUCCUCUUUGUAAUGGAUGAAAAGAAAGAACAAAACACCUUUUGGUCAACCUUAGCUAGGUCCAGUAAUAACUAGCAGAAAGAGGGCUUAUCUCCACCCUGUGUAGCACAGUUGGACAUACUUCUGUUAAUAAAAUUGGUUUCCUGCUGAUGCAGGGUCAAGCACAUUAGUCCAGUUAAAUAUAAUUAAGCUAUAGCUAUCUUGAGAGAUGUCUGGCUGCAGACCCUACAUCUCUGACAGCCACUCUCACAGACUUGUCAUCUUUGGUCCCAUCUAUUUCAGAAAGGAAUUACACACUUAAACUUUUGUCAUAAAAUCUGAUUCAAAUUUUAAGUUAUAGGGUAAAAACCUGGCCUGCACAACCUGAUUACAAAAUGUUAAGUAAAGCUGACUUAAUAGUCUGCUGAUAUGAAAAAAAUCCUCAACCUCCAUGAAAACACUAACGCAGCAAGAGUAGCUUACGUAGCUCUUUUAGCUGCAUAAGCUAUGUAGAAAACAUAGCUAAUGUAGCUUUGCAGCGGUUGCAGCUAUAGCUAAGUUCACAAAGCAUUUUCUUAAGUUAUGUAGGUACAUUAGCUUUAGCUACAUUUGCGUAAGCUCAUGUUGCUAAAGCUAACUUAGUUACACUGGCUUAUGUAGUUGCAUAACUAGCAUAGCUAUGUUAGCUAAAGCUAAUGAAGAUAGAUUGAGCCAACAUGUGUGUAACUACUUCUAAAAUGGGUCCAUACAUAAUUUAAUCCCAGUUAUAUCCCUGAUUUUUUCUCCUGUUUAUUUAUGAAAUGUUGCUUUGUCUGCAGUGUUUGCAAUGUGGUGAUUUCAUGAAUUAAUUUGCCAGACUUUGAUUAUGUAUACUUUGUAUUAUGGAAGAACUUGUACCGGAAAAUUACGGCAAUUCCAUUCUGAAAUAGAAACCGUCUGUGUCCAUGUAAGAAAAUUUUCAGUCAAAAAAUCAGAUAUAUUAUGCAGAAAAAUGAAAGUGCUUUCUUUUUCCUCCAGACAGUCUCAGUCUCUGACCAGCUGUUUGUGCACAGAGCCACGGAGAUUUCAAGCUAUUCAAAUGAAAAAAACGUUGCAUUAUAGGUGUUCUUGGAUUUUGAAAAUAUCAUGAGUUUAUAAUGUAAAAUGACUAACAAUAUGAAUUUAAAUCAGUCAUAGAGUGGAAUACUAAAGUUAAAAUAUAGCAUUGAGUUAUGUAAAUACUUAGUUCUUUCAGCUCAGGUUCCAACUCUAACAAAUGGCACAUUAGCUUAUCAUGUCAUGCCCAGUCGAAGAAGCUCCAUAGAACACCAACACUCAGUCAGGAAGGGAACUCUCGAUGGGGAGUGAUGCAGACUGCAUGUGAGCCCCUAUCCUCUGAUUUCAAAGUAAUGUGACUAAGUCCCACUCCUGACAGCAACAGCUCUCUGGGCUCACAGUUUACACACCAACAUCAUCAGUUAACCUGCGCACCAGUUUCUCCCCUCUCUCUUUCAGCCCAUUGAUUCUCCACUGGCAGCUUUUCCUCCAUGUACUCUGGAUCAUGAACUUAUCCCCUUAUGUCCACAGUAAAGGCAUGUCAUUGUCACUUGAGUCAAAAUCACUCAUUUUUAGUUUGUUGUCUCUUUUGAAAGCUGCAGAACCAAACAGCUGAUCAGUGCUGAGGCAGACGAACCUAUUGCUAUAAAUUGGAUUGCAAAAUAAUGCCAAACUCAAAGGCUUUUAGGAUGAAAAAUGAACUGCAUCAAUUAUUUUUAGCAUGGCGUGCAUUAAAACCAACAUUGAUUCUUGGCCCAUUUUUCAGCUAAAAAGUUGUGGGGUGACUGAAUUUAUCUGUAGCACUGUAUAGCAUAGCUUCCUUGUGGUACCCUCAGCGCACUCUCCUUAAAGGAGCAAUGCAGACUGAAAUCUUUUGUGGGGAAUAAAUUUAUUAUUACAGAGAACCUUAUUCAAACCAACUUCAAAAAUACUGAAAUGUCCCUUUAACUUUGCAUGUAAAUGUACUGAGAGUCAGUGACAGGUGCAAGCAGUGUCAUUACCUGCUGUGAUGUCACUCGAGGGAUCAUGGGAAAUGUUGACAUAUAUCUUUGUGAUGCUUUUGGGUGAAAAAAAUUCCUUUUCUCUUUUUUGUAUUUCUUUUUUUUUUGUGCAUUCUCACCAUCAAUGUGCCUCUGCUCUGGGGCUGCAGCUUUGCUUGUUUUGUGUUUUAAUCUUUUUCUCCUUCUGUUUUAUAAUUUCAUGUUUUUAAUUGUUCUGGCCUUUUGUUUGCCUUAGCCUCAGUGAAAUGGAAGCAAGUGGGGACAGCCUUACCUUCACAUGCUCUCUCACACAUUCUAAUGCACUUGAGUCUUUUCUGACCCCGUUUUCAUUGCCAAUGUACCCCUUCAUUGACCCCCUCUUUUUUCUGCUGCCUCGCUCCUCUGCUUCAGUCAUCCUCAGCUUUGCAUCCUGCCCCCCCAGUCUGAAGGAGUGACGGACUCAUGGACAGAAAGUGAACUUGGAAAACACCGAACAGUCUGUAGAAGUGGCUGCAGUUGCAGUCCCCACAUUAGUCCCCACAUCACCCUGUUAGUGAGCCUGUCGGCACCCUCUCUGUGGUGAAGCACGAGUUGACUGCUUCACCGCCUCAGCCAAAACACAAGAGUUUGGUGUUGGGGUCAUUUUCUCCAAAUCACGUUCAUCUCUUAGUAUCCUGCUUUGAGUUUUAAGAUUUUAGAUCAGAAGAAUAUGAAGAGACUUUCUCAAAGUAGUAAGAAAGAAAAACAAUCAGGUUUGUCCCUGUGACUGUAGACUGCUCUGCUGACUGUGGUUUAUAAGACAGGAGAUGAAAUCAAUGAAAUAAACCAAAUACAA
Molecule: messenger RNA, 9297 nt
Organism: Cheilinus undulatus (humphead wrasse)
Lineage: Eukaryota; Metazoa; Chordata; Actinopteri; Labriformes; Labridae
Gene: rptor
Product: regulatory associated protein of MTOR, complex 1
Exons: 31
Coding region: 438-3965 (1175 amino acids)
Biological process (GO): cellular response to amino acid stimulus; positive regulation of protein serine/threonine kinase activity; cellular response to starvation
Cellular component (GO): TORC1 complex; cytoplasm
Molecular function (GO): protein-macromolecule adaptor activity; protein binding
Source: RefSeq, a predicted model, not a curated record